AUGUCGGUAGCAAAGCCAAUCCUCAUCUCAGGCUCCGGCCUCGCAUCUCUUCUUCUCGCCCAAUCUCUUCGCCUAUCCAAAAUUCCAUUCCGAAUCUUUGAGCGCGAUGAGUCGUUCAUCUUUCGCGCCCAAGGUUAUCGGCUCCGUCUCUCUACGGAGGGUCUCGACGCAAUCGAGUCAGUCCUUGAUGCCAAGACGUGGGAGCACUUUUGGGACAAGUGCGGCAAGACUGGAGGUAGUGGCUUCGCCGCUUUUGAUGCCGUGACCGGAGAGCAGACGGAGCAUGUUGUGCCUGAGAAGCUUGUGUCGCGGGGUGGAAAGGUUGUCGGCAUUGCGCGAGGAGAUAUGCGCAAGAUUUUUGCUGAAGGUUGUGAAGAUCACAUCGAGUGGUCUAGGAAUGUCACAGGCUACGAGUUGACUGAUGAUGGUGUCCGGGCCAUUUUCUCCGAUGGUACCAAGUCGAUUGAGGGCUCAAUGCUCAUCGGUGGUGAAGGCAUCUACUCCAAAGUUGCAAAGCAGGUCUCGGGCGGCAAGCUCAAGGUCUACGACACCGGCGCCAGAGGUAUCCACGGUCAGGCACCAACCACCGCAUUCAAGGGACUCGGCGAAGGCGUAUUCAGACUGCGAGACGCCACGCGUCCAGACGGUGCUGUCUUCAUCAUCACCAACGUUCGCCCAAGUGAGAUGGACGACCCAAAUGUCGAGUUCGGCUGGACCAUGGGAGGAGAACCAGGUGUGAUCCGCGCUCCCAACGACGACUACAGCAUUGUGGGCAAGCAGGCUGCAGAAAUUGCCAAGUCCAUGUCCAAAGACUGGCACCCGCGUUUCAAGCCACUAUUUGACGAGAUGAACGAGUCUGAAGCUGCGUUCUGGAAGAUCACCUGUUCCACUCCCUCAGGCGUUCCAGAGUGGCCCAACGAGCCUCGUGUGACUGUCAUUGGAGAUGCUGCCCACUCCAUGACUCCUGCAGGAGGUAUCGGUGCCAACACCGCUGUGCGCGACUCGGCGCUGUUGGGAAGAUUGUUGCGUGAGGCUGGAGGGUACAAACCUGGUGUUACGGCUGCUUAUGAGAAGGAGAUGAGGGUUUACGCGAGCGAGGCCGUUAAUGAGAGUUAUACCGGUGCUUCGGGUGCGUUUGGUAUCAAGAUUGACGAGGAGACCAGCCCUGUUGUGUAG
Molecule: messenger RNA, 1176 nt
Organism: Fusarium vanettenii 77-13-4
Lineage: Eukaryota; Fungi; Ascomycota; Sordariomycetes; Hypocreales; Nectriaceae
Exons: 1
Coding region: 1-1176 (391 amino acids)
Molecular function (GO): FAD binding
Source: RefSeq, a predicted model, not a curated record